AUGGAAGAGAUGCAGACACAACUUGCUCAACUUACUCAAGCAAUGCACGGUCUGCUAGCUCAACGUAACGCACCAGCCGCCGCACCAGUAGAAGAACGAGAAGAUGACCAAUCCGAUCACGAAGACGAUGCUAACCCAUUCGCGAUUCUUGGAGAAAAUCGACCAAGAGCUCAACCAGCUCAACCUCAUGACCAAUGGGAUCGGAGCUUUAAAUUCGAAAUACCAGAGUUCCAUGGCAACCAGGUCGCGGAAGAUCUCCUUGACUGGAUCGCCACAGUAGACGAAAUACUAGAAUUUAAGCAUGUUCCGCUUGACCAAUGUGUCCCUGUCCUUGCGAUGCGGUUUCGCAGCAGAGCAACCGCGUGGUGGACUCAACUUAAGUCAUCCAGACUUCGUUUAGGCAAACCUAAAAUCGAGACAUGGGAUAAAUUGAAGAAACAUAUGCGAAAGACGUUCCUACCUUAUAACUACGACCAGUUAAUAUUUCAACGACUACAACAUCUCCGUCAAGGAAGCCGUACGGUAGAAGAAUAUGCCACUGAAUUUUUCUUGUUAUUAAACAGAAUUGAUCUUCAUGAUUCAGAUAGGCAACUAGUCGCCCGUUUCAUCGGUGGUCUUCGACAACAAAUUCAGCAUACGUUGAACCUGUUUAAUCCUAUCACGCUCUCAGAAGCUCAUCAACAGGCUUUAACCGUCGAAGCACAAAACAAAGCGACCUCCACUCCGUGGAAUUCCACUCGACAACAGCGCACAUCACAGGUCACAACUCCAACAGCUACAACAUCGGCACCACUCGCGGCCACACCCUCGGCAGCCAUUGUUCCCGUUGAUACGUCACGACCAGCCCGCACAGGUACCUUGCGAUGUUUCGCCUGCGGCGAAGCUGGGCACAGGCAGGCGGCUUGCCCCCAUCGAAAUCAACGAGGCCUCUUGCUUGACUCUUCAGGCCGUGAUGUUGAGAUUGAGUUCAAUGAACCUAUCUAUGACGAACCUGAGGAAUUAGAACCCGAUACUGGUGUUUGUCUAAUGUUGCACCGUUCUUGCCUAGCACCACGCAGCAGCAACGACUUCCCCCAGCGUAAUAAUUUAUUUCACUCUCGCUGCACCAUCGAAGGGAAAGUAUGUAAACUGAUUAUCGACUCUGGUAGUAGUGAAAACGUUAUUGCCGCGGACGCCGUAACCAAGCUCGCACUCAAAGAUGAACAGCACCCGGCUCCGUAUAAACUCGCCUGGUUACAGCAAACUCACGAUCUCCUGGUCACUCGUCGAGCUUUGGUCACCUUCUCUAUUGGUGAUACAUAUCGUGACACAAUUUACUGUGACAUUGCUCCAAUGGAUGCAUGUCAUUUGCUUCUCGGACGUCCAUGGGAGUUCGACCGAAGGAUAGUACACGACGGAUUCCUAAACACCUAUACUUUCACAUUCAACAAUCGAACCUUCACCCUUAAACCUUCACUACCGUCAUCAUCAUCACCUACAACUCCCUCUCCAGCACGUCCUACAGACUCAUCUAACCCUCUUUUACUUCUACACAAGACACCAUUCGAAGCGGCAAUGCGCGAAGAAGAUAUAGUUUUUAUCUUAACGGCAACGCCAUCGUCGCCACUUCUUGACAAUAAAACUCGACCAGAGUUUCAAGCCAUCGUUAAAGAAUUUGAGGACGUUUUUCCAAACGAUCUCCCUCCGGGAUUACCACCACUGUGA
Molecule: messenger RNA, 1704 nt
Organism: Brassica rapa (field mustard)
Lineage: Eukaryota; Viridiplantae; Streptophyta; Magnoliopsida; Brassicales; Brassicaceae
Biological process (GO): proteolysis
Molecular function (GO): aspartic-type endopeptidase activity; nucleic acid binding; zinc ion binding
Source: RefSeq, a predicted model, not a curated record